Molecule: messenger RNA, 3771 nt
Organism: Phoenix dactylifera (date palm)
Lineage: Eukaryota; Viridiplantae; Streptophyta; Magnoliopsida; Arecales; Arecaceae
Product: protein VASCULATURE COMPLEXITY AND CONNECTIVITY-like
Source: RefSeq, a predicted model, not a curated record
UCCAGAUGAAUGGUCGGGAGCUGCCCGGGCCUUGCCGACAGCGGCGAUGUGCACCGCUUGCUCCUCCAAAAUGACGGACGCUGCGUUAGGUUUGGAGACCAGCCGCUUGGUAUUGUAGUCCGACAAACGCCCACCGGAGGCCUGACGAAGCUGACCGGCCCACCCCUGAGAAUUCGCGGUGGCGUUGAUGUGCCGACAGGGCCGGAGGUGGAGCCGCCGAAGGAGUGGAGGAGGAGGUUGACACGGCAGCCACGACAUUGGGAAUAGCAGAGCAAGUUCCCUCGGCAACGUGUCCGGUCAUGCCAAAUCAAGACACCUCACCCUGGCUUCAUGGCACCACCUCCAAGCCCGGAGGGAAUGCGGGCGGCCCAGGCUAGGUUCAUGGCCGCAGCUUUGUCCCAGUACUCCCUGGUACUCCCAUGGCAUCCAGGGUAAAUGCAUCGAACGGAAGCAACAGCUUUACUGAAACGCGCAGGUCAGCCGCUCCCCAGGGGGAUGGAAGCCCGGGGACGGUGUUCCACCACGGCAGCGGAGCUUGUAGGCUUCUCGAACCCCGGUGGAGGGGAGGAAGAGCCCUGAGUCUGGACGCCGGGCUUGCUGGAAGCUGGUCAACCGUUGGCGGCAGCCUCACGGCCUAAAAUGGCGUUCAUGGACCAUGAAAACAGAAUUGAAGCACCCUUCGUUUGUUGGUCGCUGUAGGAGGGCAUAGAGAGGAUCUUGCUGAGCAAAAAAAGGAUCAAAGGCUCAUCACAGAGCCUCAUCUCAUCCUCUUGACUCUCGUACUCAAGGCCAAACCAAAGCUCUGUGGCAUUUCAUCUAAGAGAACAUUCUGCUGCCUUCGUAGGCUGUUGGAUAGCCAACAGGGAACAAAUUCUUGCUGAACUGUACAAGUUUUCUCUUUCUCUUUUUUUUUUUUUUUUUUUUUUUUUUUUUUUUUGCUGCAUGGAAUCCUUUUCCUACAAUCUUUGGUUUUUGGGUCCUCUGAAUCCGAGCAGCUGCAUGGAAUCCUUUCUAGGAGUAGCAGAUUUGUGUUCAACGUAACAGAGCUUAAUUUAGGGGACUGAAUAGCCUAGCCUAAUUGAGUGCCAAACUCCAGUGCUGCUGAGAGGAGCGUGCUGUUUUUGGGUCCUCUGAAUCCGAGCAGCUGCUGCUCGUAGAAAGCCUGUGGAUCUCAAAUCUUGGGUUUGUGUAGUUUCCUGGAGUCCAACAUUAUGUAGUUGAAUGGUUGCGUAGCUUUAGAAUCUUCCCUGGUAUCUUAGUGAGACUGGAAGGUCUUAGCAUAUAAUUCUCCUGCAGCCGUCGAGAAAAAACUAUUCCAUGAGAUGUUAUAAUAAAAAAGCAAAAUUUCCUCCACUUUGAAUGGUUUUCUUAUUCGUUAGCCUCAAGAGGAUCAAACUCACGAUGUCCUACAUCAUUUUUUUUUUUUGAAGCAGCAUCAUCAUAACUCUGUCUUCGGAUUCAAACUAUGGCUUAGAUAUUCUGUAGCAUCCAUUCGGAAUGGAGCGAGGAGAUUUUGACCCCUAAUGUCUGCUCUUUUUGCCCUUCUUUCUGCUCUGGUUCAUUAGCAGGGUGGUAGAGAGGGGAUGAUGCUACACCUUGCUUUCCUGAUAUCCUGAGUUUUGAUGUGGCUUUGUCUAUGAGGGUUCUGCUGUGGAAUUGCUUUUGCUUUCUUCGUUAGGACUGUAAGUGGUAUAUUGCCUUCUAUUGUCCGUGUUUUGAUCUUCGAUGAGGCUUGACCUGCCCAAACUUAUGCAUGCACAUAGGAAAUGUGAGGUACUCAAGGUUUGGCGCAAGAAAGAAAAAAUUCAAGAGAUCUCAAUGUAGUACCUUGAGUACUCAAGGUACUCAAGGUUUUUUUUCUCCAUUUAGCUCUGUUUUUUAUUCUAGAGAUCUUUGGUUGUCUUGUUAGCUUACUGUUCUUUUAGUCAAAUUUGCUUGUAUUACAAAGAAAGACCUAUAAAUGAAUGAAGAAUUGACAAAUUCACUCACUUUGUUUUUGUUGUGUCUUUCUUUUAGCUUUCUUGAUUAAGAAAAUUACCUUGAUUAUUAUCAUAAGCAAAAGCAACUUAUGACAGUUGGUUCCCUCCAAAUGAUUAAUGCCAAUCUGAUGUCUAAGAUCAUGUUUUAUUGUUUAUUAAGCUCAUUUCGUGCAAGUACUAGUAGAUACGUCAUUGUAAGGGGACAAAUCUUGAGAUAGACCCAUGUACCAAAUAUUAACAUUUAUUUACAAUAUACUGAAAUGAAGACUUAUGCAAAAAUACCUUAUCAGAUCAUCCAAUUUAUUAGAUGGUCUGAUUGUUACACCCAUCAAGUGUUCAGAUGAUACAUAUAAUCUUAUUAGAACCAAACCCUAAUUUUAUAUGUCAAAUCCUCUGAAUUAUGUGUGAAAUAUUCUGGUUAUUAUGUACAGAUCUGCUAUGUCACCCUUAUGUCUUGGUCAUGUUUUCCGAAUCAUAUAUAUUACUAGUUAUUGUGUCUUUUAAGCAAAGUUAAAUUCCUCUUGUCUCACCACCUUCCUAGUCUAACUAGUUAACAUGCCAUGGGAAAGCCACUGAUAUCACACCACCUCCAUCUAACAACCAACUUUUCAUUGGUCAUUUGAUUCACACUGGCUCUUGAUGGGUUGGUAUUAGAACUAAACCCUAAUUUUAUAUGUCAUCUCCUCUGAACUAUAUGUGAAAUAUUCUGGUUAUUAUGUAACAAUCUGCUAUGUUGCCCUUAUAUCUUGGUCAUGUUUUUCGAAUCAUAUAUAUCACUAGUUAUUGCGGUCUUGUUAGCAAAGCUAAAUUCCUCUUGUCUCACCACCUUCCUAGUUUAACUAGUCAACAUGCCAUGGGAAAGCCACUGAUAAUGGCACCACCUCCAUCUAAGACCCAACUUUUCAUGGGUCAUUUGAUUCACACUGUCUCUUGAUGAGUUGGAUGAUACCAAGCUUUCCUUCUCCCCUAUGAGAAGGAAUCCAAGGAAAAAGAAGCAAAGGUGAAGCUAAGACAGAGAUGGGAGCAUCUUUACAAAUUAUCAAGCCUGUAACAAUGGGAAGGUCAGGAGGUCUGAUCAUCUGCCUUCUGAUUUUGAGCACAGAUGUAGUGGCCGGUAUACUCGGAAUCGAAGCUGAGAUAGCUCAAAACAAGGGGAAGCACCUGCGGGUGUUCCUCCUUGAGUGCAAAGAGCCAGUCCAUCAGGCUUACAACCUUGGACUUGCAGCAGCUGUGCUCCUGGCAUUUGCUCAUGCCAUUGCAAAUGUACUUGGUGGAUGCAUGUGUAUCUGCUCCAGGGAUGAGUUUCUCAGAUCUUCUGCUAACAAGCAAAUGGCUGCAGGAACCCUGAUUCUAUCAUGGAUCAUCGUCAUUGUUGGAUUUGCAAUGUUGAUCAUAGGAGCGAUAUCGAACGCCAAGUCAAGAGUUUCUUGCAGCCUUCUUCAUCACCAUUUCCUUUCAAUUGGAGGGAUCUUGUGCUUCGUUCAUGGACUAUUUUGUGUAUCUUAUUAUGUCUCUGCUGAUGCAGCCAAGCGAGAAUAGGAAAAAGAUGUACAGGAACAACAGUUCUCACCGGCAUCCAUUCAUGAUCACCUGCUGUCCAAGAUCAGAAAGAAACUGCUAGUGUAAUGAAGUAGACCAGAUUUCCAAGCGUGUUUUGUCUCAACAUUUUAAUUUUGUAUGAAACAAGAAGCUAGGCUAACUUCCAAAAAAAAGAACAAUUCUCACAAAUAUAUACUAAGGUUUGUUCACUCACACUUUGGUAUGGAUAUUUUAUGUAUGAGCUUUUGUUGCA